Spirodela intermedia is the source of this 851-nucleotide messenger RNA. The record is from the annotation of a GenBank genome assembly. NCBI's taxonomy places the organism in Eukaryota, Viridiplantae, Streptophyta, Magnoliopsida, Alismatales, Araceae.
AUGGAGGUGAGUGCGAAGGGCAGACUCUCUCUCUCUAUCAUCCUCUCCUCCUAUCUCAGUCUUCCUCCUAUUCAGCCUGCUCAUGCUUCUUCCCCAUGGUUGGGCUCCGCAGGACGCUCCAAAGAGGCCAAGGUUUCCCCAAUUUGGCAACUGGGAGUGCUACGAUGAUCUCUCAAUGACACAGUACUUCGAGUCGACCUCACAGACGGGGCUGAAGCGGCAAGAUGCUGCCGGCAGCGGAAGCCGCGUGGGGCGUGGAAGAAACCCUUACUACCCUCCGCCGGUUCCUCACUGUUACUACUACGGGGUGGAUUCUGAGGGGGCGCUCUUUAAAGUCCCCGUUCUGGCUCCAGUUGUGUUAACCGAUUAUCCCUGGAAGGUACUCUUCUUCUCUUGUUUUUAUAUAAUGUAACCUCAACGCCCUUCUAUCUCUCUCUCCCCUUCUCUCUUUCUCUCUUUCUCACUGUUGGGUGUGCAGACGACGAAGGAAGCGUCUGCGAAUAAGCGGACGAAACAAUACAGGCAUCAACGGCAGCAGCAUCUGAAGCGAGAGCAAAGGAAGCAGGGAAAGGUCUAUGACUACGAUGUUACUGUCCAGCUGCCUGCGAGGCCGCCCAGGCCACCCAAGGCUGUCGACGAGGACCUCUACAAGAUUCCUCCGGAGCUCCUCCGCCGGAAACUCGGGAAGGUAACCCUCUCUCUCUCUCUAUCGCUCUAUCGUCCUACAGUGAUCACCUUUCUGAGCUCGCUCAACGGCUUAUCUCCCUCUUGUUUCUUCGUUCCUUUAUCAGAAGAAGAUUCUGAACGGGGAUUUCUGGUCAAGAUGUCUGGGCCUGAACUGCGUCAUCUGA